AUCCCAUCUACACUUUUCAAUAAAGCAUCCACAUACUCUGUCCUGGGAAUACUACACCAUGUUUCAGUGUAAAGCUCAUCUUGUGAUGAGAUUGAUUGAAAAUAGGAUCAGCAUGGAAUUCAUGUUACAAGUUUUCAAUAAGUUGCUAAGUCUGGCUAGUACUGCUUCAUCUCAGAAGUUCCAGUCACAUAUGUGGAGUCAGAUGUUGGUUUCCACAUCUGGAUUUUUGAAAUCCAUUUCAAAUGUUUCUGGCAAAGACAUUCAGCCUUUAAUAAAGCAAUGGGUAGACCAGAGUGGAGUGGUAAAAUUUUAUGGAAGUUUUGCAUUUAAUAGAAAACGAAAUGUCUUAGAACUGGAAAUAAAACAAGAUUAUACAUCUCCUGGAACUCAGAAAUAUGUGGGACCACUUAAAGUUACAGUGCAGGAGUUAGAUGGAUCUUUCAAUCAUACAUUGCAAAUUGAAGAAAAUAGCCUCAAACAUGAUAUACCCUGCCAUUCCAAAAGCAGAAGGAAUAAGAAAAAAAAAAUUCCGCUGAUGAAUGGAGAAGAAGUUGACAUGGAUCUUUCUGCAAUGGAUGCUGAUUCCCCUUUGCUGUGGAUAAGAAUAGAUCCAGAUAUGUCGGUACUGAGGAAGGUAGAGUUUGAGCAGUCUGACUUUAUGUGGCAGUAUCAGCUCCGCUAUGAAAGGGAUGUUGUUGCACAGCAGGAAUCCAUCUUGGCCUUGGAAAAGUUCCCGACCCCAGCAUCUCGGCUUGCACUCACCGACAUCCUGGAACAGGAGCAGUGCUUCUACCGCGUGAGGAUGGCUGCUUGCUUCUGCCUUGCAAAGAUUGCAAAUUCAAUGGUGAGCACGUGGACAGGACCACCAGCCAUGAAAUCUCUCUUUACUAGGAUGUUUUGUUGUAAAACUUGUCCAAACAUUGUGAAAACAAACAACUUUAUGAGCUUUCAAAGUUAUUUUCUACAGAAGACUAUGCCAGUUGCAAUGGCGUUGUUAAGAGAUGUUCAUAAUCUUUGUCCCAAAGAAGUCUUAACAUUUAUUUUGGACUUAAUCAAGUACAAUGACAAUAGAAAGAAUAAG
Messenger RNA from Castor canadensis (American beaver), 1081 nucleotides. The record is from RefSeq and is a predicted model, not a curated record. Lineage: Eukaryota; Metazoa; Chordata; Mammalia; Rodentia; Castoridae.